Chiloscyllium plagiosum (whitespotted bambooshark) is the source of this 1812-nucleotide messenger RNA. The record is from RefSeq and is a predicted model, not a curated record. NCBI's taxonomy places the organism in Eukaryota, Metazoa, Chordata, Chondrichthyes, Orectolobiformes, Hemiscylliidae.
CAGAGGGGAUUUUUUCCCUGUAAAUAGCCUAUGGCCUUGCACAGAAAGCAAAAGCGACAGCCCUUGCCCAUUUGAGAACUUAAGGAUUGUAAAAGCCAGUCAUCAUGAAAGAAACAAGCCUUUUGACAUUCUCAUCACUGUUAUUUCUCACUGGACCUGGGAGUUGUCGUUUGAAGUUAGAUAGCAUCACGGAGGCGAAAGGUGUGAGAGGACGGUCGGCCCUGCUGCCCUGUGAACUGAGUGGCCUCAAUGAAAACUUAAUCCAGAUUAUCAACAUUAGCUGGCACAGGUACCUGCCAAGGGAGUUGCUAGCUUAUACUGAUGGUGUUCAACUUAACUUGACAGCAACACAAUAUGUCAGGCGGAUCAGAAUGAGCCCAUUAUUCCAGGCCAACAUGUCCUUGCUGAUCAGCGAUUUACAAAAUGACGAUAGUGCUUAUUACCGAUGUGAAAUCAUUUGGAGCUAUAAAGGGAUGGCAAAGAAGAGGAGCCUUCAGAAAGAUGUUUUUCUGGAUAUUGAGGAAGUUCCAGUUUCCAAGCCAGUGGUGAUGAAAAUGCCUGAGCACCUUGUGGUUCUGUCUGGUGAUCCUUUCCAUCUGAGAUGCAACUCUGCCAUCGGAUCUCUCCCUAUCGAAUACUACUGGUACAAGCACAAACCGACAGACAUCCGAAUUGUUAGGAAGAUACAAGAAGGGAUGAAUUAUUCCAUAGAGUCCAGUAAAACCAGGGACACUGGAUUUUAUCACUGUGCUGCCCUCAAUAUAGCCAAUGGGAAAAAGCUGAAGGAAAGAAGUGACUUGAUUGAGGUGGCUGUAGCAGAACGUCCUCCCAAGCCUGUCGUUAUUGUGGAACCUCCAGCAAACACCAUUGAAGAUGGGCAGCCCGUCCACCUUUUCUGCAAAGUGCCUGGUGUUCUGAAGGCCAUUCAGUAUCGCUGGAGGAAGGACAAGGUGCUCGUCCAACCCAGCAGUCAAAAUGAAAGCCUUCAAAACCUUACACUCCACAGCUUAGUUCAGAACCAAAGUAUUACCUAUGAGUGUGGUGUCACCAACAAUGUGAGAGGACGUUUAUUUGAAACGUGGAGUGAUGAGGUUAAGCUGACUCCUUCGGCAGGCAACACAAGUUUGGAUCUACAGGCGUUAAUCAGCAGCACAAGUGUUGUUGGCAUCAGCCUCUUCAUUUUGUUAUUGACUGGGAUUGUAGUUCUACUUUUCAAAGUGCAGAGAAGCAAGAAAGCAAACUCCAGAAACAAAAGCAGCAAGCUGUUGAGAAACAACUCAAAGAACCAACAUAAAAUACCGAGAAGCAAUGAAGACAAGAGCCUGAAGUCUGAAAAUAGGACUGUGCAACCGCACAUUAAAAAAGCUGAGGACCUCAAAACGGCAGCAGUGCUCCGGGAAAAGAUGGAGACAGCGUCUUGGAACCAUCAAUACAAUGCUCUCCGGAUGGACAAAAGCCAGAAAUACACCAGCAAUUUUGUGCAACCGUAUGUUAUACCAAAGCCCAGUCCAUGCAUCAAAGAAUUGGAUAAUGUGUCUUUGGAUUCAACAUAUGCAGUUCCUGCUUCUCUCCGCUUAAAUAUUCCCAGUACUCCAGUCGAAACAGACCCAGAUGAAAUCUAUGAUGUUCCACCACGAAGAAUGUGAUUCCAGAAAGUUCCGCCCAGGAAAAUCCAGCAAGUUCGAGUUUAGGAGAAGCCAAGGAAACAAUUACAGGGGGAUCGAUGGCAUAAGUGUCAUCUUAUUAACUUCAAAGAAUAUAACGAGGAAUCAACAUCUUUAGAUUUGAACAAACUGGAAAAGAACAAGAAGA